AUGGUUUGGGGAACUUGGUGCAGAGUUCAAUUCACGAAGGAAUCCGGUCAUCCAAAGUCUUUGGAGUUCUCUCAAGACCAUCCUACCUCUCCUGCAGGGGCUGCAAUUAUGGUACCUGAUUGGCUGGGUUCAUUCGGUGCUGGAAUGUUGGCCCGGAAAUGUUUCCGUUUGAGACAGGUCGAGGGACAUGAAGGACAGGCCAAGACACGAAAGUCUAAGAUCCAAAGGUUCUUGUCAGAGGAGGUGGAAUUUCGGCGAGACAUAUUGAGGGACAACUGCUCACCCACCAAAGGACGUCCCUUCUUCUGA
Molecule: messenger RNA, 309 nt
Organism: Puccinia graminis f. sp. tritici CRL 75-36-700-3
Lineage: Eukaryota; Fungi; Basidiomycota; Pucciniomycetes; Pucciniales; Pucciniaceae
Exons: 3
Coding region: 1-309 (102 amino acids)
Source: RefSeq, a predicted model, not a curated record